AUGGCUCCGCCUCUCAUGCCAAGUCAACAAGAAGAAUACCACCAGGACCGCCGGACGGAGCUCUAUGUGAGUCUGAUUGUUCUGCUCGUCGUGAACAACGUCGUCGUUCACGGGCGGAUUGCGGCACACUAUUACGAUCGGUAUCGACAUGAGCGCUUCGGCUUCAACCUCGGCAAUUUCCUCCUCGAGGACGUUUUCAUGGCACUCUCCGCUAUCUUCGUCGAUGCCAUGAUAGGCCAUACCCUGGCGUCGGCGAGUUACGGCCUCGGUCUCCACUCCUGGCGCAUCAACGCUGAGGAUCCAGACUACCCGAGUAACCUCUCCAAUACAUUCAAGCAUGUCUGGAUCACCCUGGUGCUGACGGCACCGGCAUUCACCUGCGUCAGACUUACGCUGCUCUUCUUCUACCGCCGGCUUUUCCUUGUCAACCAGAGGUGCCUCAAGAGGGCCUGGUGGGCAAACCUCAUCUAUGCCGUCGCGUGGUUCUUCGGCGCCAGCGGAUUCUACAUCUUCCAAUGUUGGCCGGCCCAGUGGUUCUACUUGCGAUACUACCCCCGAUACCAUCGUCCAACUCCAUACCCGAUUUCCGGCCAGUGCAACGCCUCCAUCGUGGACAACCUCGCACGCACACUAGUCUUCGGCCUGAUUUCAGAUGUCGGCAUCCUCCUCCUACCCGUUUUCACAAUCUCGCGGCUACAAAUGACGCUCAGCAAAAAAAUCGGCCUGCUCGGAAUAUUCUCUAUCGGGGUGGUAGCUUGCUUGAUGGAUUUGGCGAGGAUCACUGAGCUGUGGGUGGGGACGGACGAGAUCAUUGAUGCUUCUUAUGGGGCCGCUCAAUUCUUCAUUCUCUCCGCCGCCACUGCCGUCGCGGCAACUACCUGCGCCUGCCUGCCCGUCAUCCUCCCAAUCGCAUGCAAGGCGCACAAGCGGAGAAGAGAAGGCACGAAGCCGCAACCAUCGCCAUUAUCAGCUCCACCCUCGUUUCCUUCAGGUUCUGAGUCCGCUGCACGGAAGGGUCGCGGAUUUACCCGGCUUGACGGAGAUUCUAGCGAUAGGAAUGCUGUUGAACUUGGAGAGGUGGAAACUGGCGGCGGCGACGACCGACCUGAAGAGCCAGUUCGGCAGAUGAGAUGCGAGGGAGAUGAAGUGAGUCGUUGA
Molecule: messenger RNA, 1158 nt
Organism: Trematosphaeria pertusa
Lineage: Eukaryota; Fungi; Ascomycota; Dothideomycetes; Pleosporales; Trematosphaeriaceae
Exons: 3
Coding region: 1-1158 (385 amino acids)
Source: RefSeq, a predicted model, not a curated record